AUGUAUAGCCAUCACUACCGGAAGAAAGCCUUGCCGACGUUUCCUGUCGUUGCUGCUUGGAGUCACUGCCGCUGGCCCGGUCGCCUCUCGUCGUUCGUCGGUCGCCGCUAUCCGUCGCCGCUCCAAGGUCGCCGCCGCACACCGUUCACCGGUCGGGCCACAGAGGUCCGUAGUGUUGCCUCCUGCCAGGGAAAAAUGAAGAAAGGGAUUCACCCUCAGCUUCAAUGGAUAUCGUACGUGACCCAAAGUGGCCGUCUGAUGAAUGUGACGAUGACCAAGAUCCAUCAGGUCGGCAAAGUAUACCAUUUCCGAGCAAAAAGGCAGAUGGCCCAAAGCAUUGGCCAGAUUGCAAAAUUUAAACGCCGUUAUGGAGGUAAGGAGGAGGAACCCGAAAAGAAAUGA
Molecule: messenger RNA, 402 nt
Organism: Striga hermonthica
Lineage: Eukaryota; Viridiplantae; Streptophyta; Magnoliopsida; Lamiales; Orobanchaceae
Source: the annotation of a GenBank genome assembly